AUGGCAACCCCUGACCGAGAUGAGUUGAUUAGAUGGGCUCGGGAGAUUGCCUUAAAGCUAAAGUUUGCAAUUGUAAUUGGCAAAUCCGACAACGGCAGCGAUAAGAGGAAGCAAUAUUUCAGGUUGGAUUGCGAGCGGGGAGGCCGGUACGUGUCAACAAAUAAGAAGCUAAAAUCUGAUCAAACCGGCACGAGGAAAUGCGGCUGUCCAUUUCGACUCCGUGGUUAUUGUCAUGCCGAUAAAACAUGGCAUUUGACCGUUGUAAAUGGCAAACAUAACCACGAGUUGGACAAGGCAGUUGAAGGCCAUCUCAUUGUCGGUCGUCUCAAACCGGAAGAAAGGCAAUGUAUGGAGGAAAUGUCAAGGAAUCUGGUUCCGCCUAAGAAUAUAAUGUCCACAUUGAAAGAUAGGGAUCCAAACAACAAGACAACGGCAAAGCAACUCUACAAUUUAAGUCAUCGAUUAAAACUUAAAAUGAGGGCAUCAAUGACUGAAAUGCAACACCUCUCCAAAAGACUUGUCGAGACCGGGUAUUUUUUCAAACAUAGGACGGUUGUUGCAGACGGAUCCGAACAUGUUCAAGACAUUUUCUUUGCACAUCCUAAAUCUAUAAGUUUGUUCAAUUCUUUUCCUACUGUGCUUUUGAUGGAUUCGACAUACAAAACAAACAAAUACAAAAUGCCGUUAUUUGAGAUUGUCGGAUUCACAUCAACUGGGAGAUCUUUCAAUGUUGGAUUUGCUUGGCUUACCAACGAAAGAUAA
Messenger RNA from Trifolium pratense (red clover), 762 nucleotides. RefSeq names its product protein FAR1-RELATED SEQUENCE 5-like. The coding region runs from base 1 to 762 and encodes 253 amino acids. Gene Ontology annotation, biological process: thymine catabolic process; L-valine catabolic process. The transcript has a single exon. Gene Ontology annotation, cellular component: mitochondrion. Lineage: Eukaryota; Viridiplantae; Streptophyta; Magnoliopsida; Fabales; Fabaceae. The record is from RefSeq and is a predicted model, not a curated record. Gene Ontology annotation, molecular function: methylmalonate-semialdehyde dehydrogenase (acylating, NAD+) activity; DNA-binding transcription factor activity, RNA polymerase II-specific; malonate-semialdehyde dehydrogenase (acetylating, [NAD(P)+]) activity.